AUGGCGGCAGAUCGAAAUGCUCUGGUGGCGUCCCACAAGCUCCUGCCCCAUCGCCGGGCAGCUGCGGUGGGAGCCCGGCUUCCUCCCCGGGGAGCGGGGCGGACCCUGCUGGCCUCGGAGGGCCGCUGUGGAAACCGGGCGGCGUGGUCCUGGUCUCGGGCGCUCCGCCGGGCGCUGGUUGUGGCCCCACGGCUCCUGGAUCUGGACGUGCACCCCGGUGACAGAGGGAACCGAAGUCAUUCUCUGUUUUACGCCUUCGCGACGGCCAGGAAUGGAGCUCUGUGCUUCACGCUGUCUUCUGCGUACGUGUUUCGUCUCCAACGCCAACCACAGCUCUGCCUGCAGCAGAGGGCGAAAUGUGCCUGCUGUCCGUCUCUGCGGGGCGAUGUCCUGGCGGCCCAGGACGUAUUUGCCCCAAACGUCCGGCAGACACCAGGACGGCCACUUGUGGAGACGCAGACGCACCCAGGCUGGUCGGUCGAAGCCUCGGAGAAGCCGACAGGGCCGCGCGUGUGGCAGAGCGGGACACGCUUCCCCUGGCAGAGGCGAGCCCGGUCCUCUGGCGGCCGUGGGGCCGGCUCUCCGCACCCCUGCCGCACGGGCCACUGCGGCCUCGGGCUCAGGCGCUGGCGCUGUUCAUUGCUGGGUUUCGCAUUUGUUCGGGGCUGGCCGGUCCCCCUCUCCCCCUCUGCCGGGUUCUGCGAGUCUUUUGCAGCCCGACUGCAGCCACGGACAGGUGGGGGAGCCGGCUCCGACUGCAUGUCUUUAGGACUCUGCCGGCGAGAGCACCCGCUUCCUCGUUGCAGACGCCGCGGGCAGCAGAAGCGGCUCCGGCUCGCGCGGUCACGGCCCGGGAGGCUGGCGGCUCACGCGCUGUCCUCUGUGACCUCUCUCCUGCUCGGGGCUGCGGCCAGCUCGCCCGCAGGAACAGCUGAAAGGCGUCACGAGAUCGUUUUACUGCAGAAAGCAGUUUUGCAAUUGCAGGAAUUUCCAAGUGUCCUGAAUCGACACACGAAGCCGACCCAGGCCGGUCCCCGAGCUCCCGCACGGCUUCGGCCCCGGGGUCGAGGGGUGAACCGGACUCGGAUGAGCAGGAGCAGGAGGGAAACGUGGGAGGGACCCGGCGGGGAGGGGUGAGGGCAGCACCCACGACGCAGCGGGAUGGGUGGGCUGGUGGCCGGCGCUUCGCCUGUGACAAUGUCGGGGCCACUGGACCACCCGUUGGAGGGCGCAUGGGGGGCAGGGAGACGAGACAG
Molecule: messenger RNA, 1256 nt
Organism: Pteropus alecto (black flying fox)
Lineage: Eukaryota; Metazoa; Chordata; Mammalia; Chiroptera; Pteropodidae
Exons: 4
Coding region: 1-1137 (378 amino acids)
Source: RefSeq, a predicted model, not a curated record